CCAGAGGCCAAAGACAGUCAGGGCACCCAGGCCCCGGGGCGAAGCCGCGGGUGCAGGACAGACCGGUGUCGCUCGGAGGCAGAGCGCACGGCUUCUCCCCUGAGCGGCAUGGAGGUGCCCAGCCCUCCCCGGAAGGGGCGGCUGUCGCCCACGCUGGCACUGGCCACCCUGAGCGCGGCCUUCGGCUCGGCCUUCCAGUACGGCUACAACAUCGCCGUGGUCAACACGCCGCACAAGGUGCUGAAGGCCUUUUACAACGACACGUACUUCGCGCGGCACGGGACGCCCCUGGGCGAGACGCACAUGCUGCUGCUGUGGUCCUGCACCGUGGCCGUGUUCCCGCUGGGCGGCCUGCUGGGCUCGCUGCUGGUCGGCGGGCUGGUGGACACGUGCGGCAGGAAGGGAACGCUGCUGAUCAAUAACAUCUUCGCCAUCGUCCCCGCCAUCCUGAUGGGAGUCAGCAAGGUGGCCAAGGCCUUCGAGCUCAUCAUCCUGGCCCGGGUGCUGCUGGGAGUCUGCGCAGGCAUCUCCUAUAGCGCCCUGCCCAUGUACCUGGGGGAGCUGGCCCCCAAGAACCUCAGGGGCACGCUGGGCACAAUGACCGAGGUUUUCGUCAUCGUGGGCGUCUUCCUGGCGCAGAUCUUCAGCCUGCAGGCCAUCCUGGGCAAUCCCACAGGCUGGCCCGUGCUCCUGGCCCUCACGGGAGUCCCUGCGCUGCUGCAGCUGCUGUCGCUGCCCGUCUUCCCCGAGAGCCCGCGCUACACCCUCAUCCAGAGAGGAGACGAGGACGCGGCCCGACGAGCUCUGCGGAGACUGAGGGGCUGGGCCGACGUGGAGGACGAGAUUGAGGAGAUGCGUGUGGAGGACCAGGCCGAGCGGGCCGAGGGCCGCCUGUCCGUGCUCAACCUGUUCACCUUCCGGCCGCUGCACUGGCAGCUCAUCUCCAUCAUCGUGCUCAUGGCCGGCCAGCAGCUGUCCGGGGUCAACGCGAUCAACUACUACGCGGACACCAUCUACACGGUGGCCGGCGUGGCGGCCAAUCAGUCCCAGUACGUGACCGUGGGCGCCGGCGUGGUCAACAUCGUCAUGACCGGCGUCUCGGCGGGCACCGUGGAGUGGCUGGGCAGACGGCUCCUCCUGCUGGUCGGCUAUGGAAUCUGCGGCUCGGCCUGCCUCGUGCUCACGCUGGCGCUCCUCUUCCAGAGCGCGGUCCCCGGGCUGUCCUACCUCAGCGUGGUCUGCGUCUUCUCCUACAUCGCGGGGCACUCCAUCGGGCCCAGUCCCGUGCCCUCGGUGGUGAGGACCGAGAUCUUCCUGCAGUCCUCCCGGCCGGCCGCCUUCAUGGUGGACGGGGCUGUGCACUGGCUCACCAACUUCAUCGUGGGCUUCGUGUUCCCCUCCGUCCAGGAGGCCAUGGGGGCCUACAGUUUCAUCCCCUUUGCCGCCAUCUGCCUCCUCACCGCCGUGUACAUCUACGUGGUGAUCCCUGAGACCAAGGGCCAGACCUUUGUGGAGAUAAACCGGAUCUUUGCCAAGAGGAACGGAGUGGAGAUUCCAGAGCCGGAAGGAGCCGCAGAUGCUGAGCCUCACACGUCUCCGCCCACCAAGGGGACGUCCUUCUGAUGGCCCUGCAGGUGCCACCCACGGCCUCCGUCCCUGAGACAGGGACCCCGGCCCCAGCCUCGCCGGAGGGUCCCAGCUCCGAGCCUUCUGUGCCCCGGAGGAACGGGAAGGCUUUGGAAGGAACUGAUUGGUGGAGACGUUGUUGGGUGGUGUGACUCCGGAGAAUGGGCAGGUCCUGGGCAUUGACUGGCAGGACUCUGAUUCUGUGGAUGCAUGAGUCAGAGACUCGUGGACUGUUUAGCAAAACACCCUCUCGGGGUUGGUCGGCUGACAUCUGCCUUGGAAACAGGAGAGCUGCUGUAUCGUAAGAUACAAAGUGCCAAAGCUCACUCAGUAAGAAACAGACAGCCUGUAUAGUCCUACAUCAACGAAAGAAAUUGAAUUGGU
Pipistrellus kuhlii (Kuhl's pipistrelle) is the source of this 2010-nucleotide messenger RNA. Its product is annotated as solute carrier family 2, facilitated glucose transporter member 7. Gene Ontology annotation, biological process: monosaccharide transmembrane transport. NCBI's taxonomy places the organism in Eukaryota, Metazoa, Chordata, Mammalia, Chiroptera, Vespertilionidae. Bases 109 to 1623 code for a protein of 504 amino acids. Gene Ontology annotation, cellular component: membrane. The transcript has 12 exons. Gene Ontology annotation, molecular function: hexose transmembrane transporter activity. The record is from RefSeq and is a predicted model, not a curated record.